Molecule: messenger RNA, 2607 nt
Organism: Morus notabilis
Lineage: Eukaryota; Viridiplantae; Streptophyta; Magnoliopsida; Rosales; Moraceae
Product: protein NLP2
Molecular function (GO): DNA-binding transcription factor activity; protein binding
Source: RefSeq, a predicted model, not a curated record
AUGGUGUCUUACAUUUCACAACUUUUUGUUGACCAUAUUAUUCCUCUCUUUGGCCAAAAUCUGAGCAGUACUAGAAUGGAAUACGGUGCGUUGAUGCCGAACACGACGUCGUUUGGAUCGACGCCGUUCUCGGACCCGACCAUGGAAGUGGACUUCAUGGACCAGCUUCUCUUCGACGGUUGCUGGUUAGAGUCAAGCAGCACUACUACAGCCUCAGCCAAUUCCUCAUCUUCUCGAGCCCUAGUGUUUGAUAACUCUUCUUCCCAUUACAACAGCAGCAGCAGCAACAACAACAAUUUAUUUCCUUCUUCUUUCGAACCCAUCUCUUCUUCUAAUCAUGAAAAUCACCUGUUGACCAUAAACCAACUUUAUAAUGACCAAGAAGACAAUUUCCCAGAAAACAACAACAACAACAGCAAUUCUUCAGAGUGCUUUGACUUGCUGGAAGGGAGUGAAGCUGACUUGGGCCGGAGACUCUGGAUGGGAAACUGCAAGAGCUUGUAUGGUGUUCGUGGGUCUUUGGCUCUUCCUAUUUUUGAACGUGGGAGUGGCACUUGCUUGGGUGUUGUUGAGAUUGUCAUGACUACCCAGAAGGUCAAUUACCGACCUGAACUCGAAUACGUCUGCCAAGCACUUGAGGUGUGUGAUCUUAGGAGUUCUCAAAACUUCAGCCCUCCUACAGUAAAGGCUUGUGAUGAGUUAUACCAAGCUGCCUUGAGUAAGAUAGUAGAAGUUCUGAUAUCUGUCUGCAAGAUUCACAGAUUGCCUUUGGCUCUAACUUGGGCGCCAUGUCACCAACAAGGCAAAGGCGGAUGCCACCACUCCGACGAGACCUAUGCUUGUUGUGUCUCCACGGUGGACUCUGCUUGCUUAGUCUCCGAUCUGGAGAUCUUGGGCUUCCACGAGGCCUGCUCCGAGCACCACUUGUUCCGGGGACAAGGCAUCGUCAGAACAGCCUUCACCACCAACAAACCGUGCUUCGCAACCGAAAUAACAGCCUUCAGCAAGACAGAAUACCCGUCUCACCAUGCCAGGAUGUUUGGCCUACGCGCUGCUGUGGCAAUCCCUCUCCGAAGCGUCUACACCGGGUCAUCUGAUUUCGUCUUGGAGUUUUUCUUGCCUAAGGAGUGCCAAGACCCGGAGGAACAAAAGCAGAUGUUGAACUCCUUGUCCAUUGUCAUACAGCAGGCUUGUAGGACUUUACAUGUUGUGGUUGAGAAAGAACAUGAAGAAGAAGUGGUUUUGCCAGUUGGAGAAGCAGUUGUUAAUACUUCAGAUUUGGGAUUUUGCAAAGAAGAAGCUCAGAAAUUGGGAACUUCUAUUUUUGGAGAACCCUCCACAAAAGAGUCUUCCUGGGUUGCUCAUAUGAUGGAGGCUCAACAGCAGGGUAGAGGGGUCUCUGUGUCACUAGAUUAUCAACAGGAGCCCAAAGAAGAAUUUAGAGUGCCAACCCAUUGGGAUAGCAAUAAUGGGGAUUUAGCCAAUAGUCAGGUGUUUACAGAAUUUGGGCAGCUUCAACAGUGUUCUCGAUCCAAAGGCUCGGUUGAGGGAGGUGGAGAUUCUUACUCUUUUGGCGGGUGUCGAUCUUCGGGGGUGAGGAAAGCCGGAGAAAAGAGGAGGACAAAGACAGAGAAGACCAUAAGCUUGCCUGUUCUGCGGCAGUACUUUGCAGGAAGCCUCAAAGAUGCUGCAAAGAGUAUAGGCGUUUGCCCCACCACUCUGAAGAGGAUAUGCGGGUCACAUGGAAUCACCAGAUGACCAUCUCGAAAGAUCAAGAAGGUAGGCCACUCUCUGAGAAAACUGCAACUCGUGAUCGACUCUGUCCAAGGUGCUGAGGGUGCCAUCCAAAUUGGAUCCUUUUACUCGAGCUUUGCACAGCUGAGCUCCCCAAAGUUUCAGGGGAAUGAACAUUUUUCAUCAUCAAAUACAAGUGGUCAUUCAGAUCAAUCAAACUCUCAAAUUGAGAGUGGCUUUUUCAGUCAUCAGUCCGCUAUGAAAUCUUCAUCUUCCUUGUACAGUCAGAAUUCUGGUCCAAGUGUGACUGCUGGACUACAGCAACAUACAGCCACAACCACUGCUUUUUAUGCCUUUACUGGCGAUCAUGCUUUAAUAACAGAAGACCCUUCUGGGGUGAUGAAGAGAGCUUGGAGUGAUGCAGAAUUACUGGCCUCUGCCGCCAACCUAGAAGAAGCAAACCAUAUGACAAGGCCCCAAAGCUAUAAAACAUCAAGUGAUAAUAAUCGUGUUCUCGAGACUCUACCUUCCUUGCCAGAAGGCGGUGAGAGGAACCUGCGAGAGGGGUUUGCCUUCCGAGUUAAAGCAAACUUUGGGGAGAAAAAGAUCAGAUUCAGUUUGCAACCCAACUGUUCUUUCAGAGAUUUGCAGGUAGAGAUCAUGAGGCGUUUCAACCUCGACGAUAUAAGUACGGUCGACAUCAAAUAUCUGGAUGAUGACAGGGAGUGGGUUCUCUUGGCAUGCAAUGCUGACCUGCAAGAGUGUUUGGAGAUACACAAACAAUCUUAGAACCGCACAAUGAGACUCUGUAUUCAUAAAGCUGCUCUACUGAAUGAAGAAGGUCCUUUUGGUAGCAGCAGCAGCCCAUGCUAG